GUCCCAUGUGGGACCUGUUUGUAUGUGUGUGUUUUUUGUGUGAUUUUUGCAGAGCCUGCAUGCAUGAUUGCAGAUUGGUGGGUGGGUCAUCCCACCUGAGACUCAUCGUGGGGUGUUUUAUAAGGAGUCCGGCAUUCGGUCUAGGAGAGCUCGAUUAGCCGGACGUCUCUGCUUGGCGCUUUUGAUUUAGUUUUGUGUUUGGAUCAUGAGCUCAGUACACUUCCAUACACAUGCUUUUCACUACUGACUUUCACCUAUACUGACUUGGAUUGCUUUAAAUACUUUUGUUAAUUAUACAUUUUGUUAAUAAAUCAUUUCUCUUUUCAAUUUACCUGGUCCGUAUUGUCUCUCUAAUGUUGCAACUUUGAGCCGGUUGUAACAUAUGGGGGCUCGUCUUAUUGAGAGGCAUGCGGACCGGUAAUUGUUAAAGAGAAUCAGGUGCAUGUUUUGGCAGAGCAGAGCGUUCGUUUGGCUUCGGACAGGUAAGUUCGGCUCAUAAUAUGUUUUGGUGAUCCCCGGAUAGGUUAUUGUUUUUUUAUUUUUUGGUGUUUUCCUGGGUUAAGUGCACGGCCGUGGUUGCAUUUCUGAGCCGACAGUUCAGCUGUGCACCAGCGGUAUUAGCUGCUUAAAGAGGCUUGACUCUUGGGAAAACACAGAAGAGUUAGGUAAGUUUAGUUAGUGGGAAAUGUGGGUUAGUUAGGGGGAUAUUUGAUUAUGAGCCGAUUGCUUAUGUCCGAAGUUUAGAUGCAAGUCGUAAGUAUUUAUUAGUACUGCAUUUGGGUAAGUUUAUUCUUUGGGAUGAUUUCGUUGGAAGAUUUUGUUAGUUCUCCAUCAGAGGAGAAGUUAAAUUUGUGUUCAAAGCUACAGCUGUGGGACAUUGUUGAUAACUAUAAAUUAACGGGAAUUGAUAAGCGGUUGCGAAAAAAUGAAUUGAGAGCUUUAAUUAAGAGCGCAUUAGUUGAUUGUGGCGUGUUAAUUCCGGUAUCUGAGACUGCUGAUGAGGGAAUGGGUAAGUUUGAUUUUUCGGAGAGUAAUUUGUCGUUUGAACAGCGAAAAGAAUUAUUAGAGUUGAGACAGGCUCAUGAAAAAGAAAUGUACAAGCAGGCAACAGAGCGCGAGCGAGAACUAAAAGAAAAAGAGGUUGAAUUGGCGAGAUUAAAGGCAGAGGAGUUGGUAAAACAGCGUGAAAUCGAAUAUGAGAAACUUAAACAUGAUCAAAAAUUAGAAUUAGAUCGACAAGCUAGAGAUUAUCAGUUACAAAUGGAACGAUUAAAAAUCAUGGCUGAUGGGAGACCCUUAGCAGACGGCGUCGGGGAACGAAAUCGAGCAGGUGACUUGGUAAGCAAUUUAAAGUUGCUACCAAAAUUUAAUGAAAAAGAUCCUGAAGUUUUCUUUUCUUUAUUCGAAAGUGUAGCUGAUGAACGAGGUUGGCCAAGCGCUGACCGUACAAUUAUGUUGCAGUCAGUACUUGUGGGAAGAGCUCAAGAGGCUUAUACUGCGCUUUCAGUGGAAGAUCGUAGAAAUUAUGAAAAGGUAAAAUCUGCAGUUCUUAAAGCGUUUGAAUUAGUUCCUGAGGCGUAUCGCAUACGUUUUCGUACUUGGAGAAAAAAUGACAGACAAACUCAUGUUGAAGUCCUUCGUGAAUUGGCUACACAUUUUGAUCGCUGGUGUUCCACCUCUAAUGUGCGCACAUUUGACGGGUUGCGGGAAUUGAUCCUUACUGAACAGCUCAAGAAUAUUAUUCCAGAAAACAUUGCCACUUAUAUUAAUGAGAAUAAGCCAGCAACUGCGAGUGAGGCUGCCGUGUUAGCCGAUGAUUUUGUGGUAACGCAUAAAAGAUGGGUGAGUGAUUAUCGAAUGAAUAGGGGUAGGAAUUAUCCUAUUGAUGAACCGAGAUCAAAUAUUCGAAAACCUGAGUUUAAAGCAGAGAAAAUGUUACACGUACCAUCAAGACCCAUUCCUGAUUCUGUGUGCAGGUAUUGUUUUGAGGAGGGGCAUUGGAAAAAAGAAUGCCCUGUCCUAAAAAAUAAGCAUAUGCGUAAAGGUUCAAAGUCGCAAAAUAGCUCAUCUGUUUUACUUGCUGAUUCUGUUUACCCUGAACUUCAUUUUGAAGAGGAUUCAUUUUUUGUUGAAUCAUGUAAAAGGCCUGAGUUAAAUCCGAGUUAUAUUCCGUUUGUUACAGAGGGAUUCGUUUCAUUGCCGGGAGGGAGUGAAAAUGUACCCGUUAAGAUCUUGCGUGACACGGGAGCUUCUGAAUCUUUUAUUUUAAAUUCUGUUUUGCCUUUUUCCACAGAGUCUGGGUUGGGGAAGAAUGUGCUGGUGCAAGGCAUCACUCUUACUUGUACGGCUGUUCCUUUACACAGAGUGGUACUGCGUUCGGAGCUUGUGAAUGGUGAGGUCACUAUGGGUGUGCGUCCAUCACUUCCAGUGGGUGGAGUAGACGUGAUCUUGGGUAACAACCUAGCGGGAGAGCGCGUGUGGCCAGACGCAUCUCCUUUACCCAUUGUCAUUACGCCGCCUGUAUCUGAUGAUUUCGUUGCGGGGGAUUCCCAUAUUUUCCCAUCAUGUGCCGUGACUCGUUCUAAAUUCAAAUUAGAUGAAUCUGUGCAGGGCGACUUUAAUGCAACUCCUCUGAAAAAGUGUAAUGUGCCUGGUCUGUCUCUUCUUCCUACCUUUUCUAGUGCAGAGCUUAUAGCUGCGCAGCAGGAGGAUGUUACGUUGUCUCCACUGUUCGAUGCUAUUUUGUCCCCUGAAGAGGCGCACAGUGCAGCAGCUGGGUAUUUCGUACAAGACGGGAUGUUACUGCGUAAAUGGAUGUCUUAUAGUGAGAUUUGUGGAGGUGAGCUAGUAGUACAGAUUGUGGUGCCCACAAAACUGCGCACGGCGGUUCUAGAAGUGGCGCAUAGUCCCGUUGGAGGUCAUCUAGGUGUUAAAAAGACUUAUAAUCGAAUACUGCGACAUUUUUAUUGGCCUUUGUUAAAGAGGGAUGUCUCUAAAUUCAUUAAAACGUGCCAUGUAUGUCAAAUGACAGGAAAGCCCAAUCAGUCACUUAAACCUGCUCCGCUGUGUCCCAUACCAGUGAUGGGGCAGCCUUUUGAGCAUUUAUUAAUUGACUGUGUGGGACCGUUACCACCUUCAAAAUCGGGAAGCAAGUUUUUAUUGACGGUUAUGUGUCAAAAUACCCGGUUCCCUGCUGCGUUUCCGUUACGAAAGAUUACUACGAAAGCUGUAGUUAAAGCUCUCUCCCAGUUCAUUGCCAUUUUUGGUAUACCAAAAAUCAUUCAAAGUGAUCAAGGAACAAAUUUUUCCUCUAAAAUGUUUGCUGAGAUCUUAAAACAACUGCGAGUGCGUCAUCAGCAGUCGAGUGCGUACCAUCCCCAAAGUCAGGGCGCGCUGGAGCGUUUCCAUCAGUCAUUCAAGAGUUUGCUGCGUGCGUAUUGCACUGAAUUGAAUCGCGACUGGGAGGAGGGAUUACCGUGGCUUCUUUUGGCAGCAAGAGAGGUAAUACAGUCUAGUUUAGGCUUCAGCCCAAAUGAUUUGGUAUUUGCACAUAAAAUUCGGGGCCCGUUAGCACUGUUAAAAGAUUGUUUAAAGGGGGAGGAGCCGCCGAGAAGUCUUUUGGACUACGUUAAUGGGUUUAGGAGGAGAUUGGUCCUUGCGGGUCAGACAGCGCGAGAGAAUUUAGAGAAGAAACAGGAAAAAAUGAAGCAGUUAUUUGAUCGUGAUUCUGAAGUCCGUGAGUUUUCUCCUGGGGAUCAGGUGCUUGCGCUGUUGCCUUUGCCUGCUUCACCUUUUCGAGCAAAAUUUUCAGGCCCUUAUAUAGUUACUCGCCGCAUAUCAGAGUUAAAUUAUUUUAUUUCAACCCCAGAUCGAAAGAAAAGUGAGCAGUUGUGCCAUGUAAAUUUGUUGAAACCAUAUUAUUCCCGUGAUCAGACUGAUUGUAAAACAUCUGCUGUGUUAACGGUUUCUCAGACAGAUGAAAUUGUACCGGAGAUGGAGGAAGAUGAGGCUCCAACUGAUUGUGUGCUGCAACCGAGGUUAUCCAAUACAGAGACGCUUCUUAAUUUAGAAAAUUUAAUGCGCCAUCUAACUAUUUCUCAGAAGGGAGAAUUAAUAAAGCUGAUACACGAAUUUCCAGAGUUGUUUGGUGAUGUUCCAUCUCGCACCCAUUUGAUCGAACAUGAUGUGGAUGUUGGUGAUGCAACACCUGUUCGUCAGCGUUUUUACCGAGCGCCACGGGUAAAGCAACAGGCGUUAGAGGCUGAAGUUCAGUAUUUGCUUGAUAAUAACUUGGCAAAACCAUCUUGUUCUAGUUGGGCUUCACCUUGUUUAUUGAGUCGAAGAUUGCGUGGAUCAAGUAGGGGCUGCUAAAUUCGUAAGUAAAUUCGACCUGUUAAAGGGUUAUUAUCAAAUUCCGUUAACACCUCGAGCGCAAGAGAUCACUGCGUUUGUGACUUCUUCCGGAUUAUAUUCCUAUUCUGUAAUGAGCUUCGGAUUGCGAAACGCUCCGGCAACGUUUCAAAGAUUAAUGAAUCGGGUUGUAUCAGGACUUUCGGGUUGUGCAGUCUAUUUAGAUGACGUAGUUGUUUGUAGCGAUACAUGGGAACAACAUCUGGAGCGUGUUCGUGCUUUAUUUUUGCGGUUAUUGGAGGCGAAACUCACAGUAAAUUUGGCAAAGUGCGAGUUUGCCAAGGCUACUGUGUUCUAUUUGGGAAGGGACGUCGGACAUGGUUACGUGCGUCCCUUGAAAGAGAAGGUGCGGGCUAUUGAGGGGUUCCCCGUCCCAUCUACAAAAAAGGAUUUAAUGCAUUUUUUGGGUAUGGCGGGCUAUUAUCGAGGGUUUUGCCCAAAUUUUUCUUCUGUAGUAGCCCCAUUAACAAAUCUAUUAAAAGCGUCUGUUCCAUUCGUUUGGUCCUCUGGUUGCCAGCAAGCAUUUAACAAUGUUAAACUUCUGCUUUCCUCAAAUCCAGUUCUUGUUGCACCGCAGUUUGACAAGCCGUUUAUGAUUCAGGUGGAUGCGAGUCAGAUUGGGGCAGGUGCAGUUCUUUUGCAAACUGGGUUGGAUGGUGUGGACCACCCAGUUUGUUAUUUCUCAAGGAAAUUUAACUCCUAUCAGGUAAACUACUCUGUUAUUGAGAGAGACACUUGCUUUAAUAUGGGCACUCCAAUAUUUUGAAGUUUAUGUGGGAGGUGGUUCUCAAGUUGUUGUUUUCUCAGAUCAUAAUCCGUUAAUUUUUCUACAUACACUGAAAAGUCCCAGUCAGAGAUUGAUGCGGUGGGUUUUGUUUUUAAAACCCUACAAUUUGCUAAUUAAACACAUAAGGGGUACGGACAAUGUGUUUGCUGACUGUUUGUCUCGAGCUCAUUCUGAGUGAUGUGACUGAGUGGGUAAGUUUCUUGUUUGGUGGUGGUCUUGUUGUGUCUCUUCUUAAAUGCUUUCAGGAUCCAGUUUGCUGACGGAGAGGAGAUGGGGCAGGAGUAUACCAAACUGUAGCUUUACUUUACUUCAUACCGUUUCAUCCUAAGAAUUUAAGCAGUACUAAUGUUUCAAGUUUAGAUAAAAAAAAAUAGGGAAAAAAUAGUAUAAAAAGUGAAGAGAAAUUAUUGGUAUUUGUGGCAUUUAUAUAUUUUUUUCUUUUUUUUUAGGGGGGGAGAUGUUAGGUCCCAUGUGGGACCUGUUUGUAUGUGUGUGUUUUUUGUGUGAUUUUUGCAGAGCCUGCAUGCAUGAUUGCAGAUUGGUGGGUGGGUCAUCCCACCUGAGACUCAUCGUGGGGUGUUUUAUAAGGAGUCCGGCAUUCGGUCUAGGAGAGCUCGAUUAGCCGGACGUCUCUGCUUGGCGCUUUUGAUUUAGUUUUGUGUUUGGAUCAUGAGCUCAGUACACUUCCAUACACAUGCUUUUCACUACUGACUUUCACCUAUACUGACUUGGAUUGCUUUAAAUACUUUUGUUAAUUAUACAUUUUGUUAAUAAAUCAUUUCUCUUUUCAA
Messenger RNA from Danio rerio (zebrafish), 5988 nucleotides. The record is from RefSeq and is a predicted model, not a curated record. NCBI's taxonomy places the organism in Eukaryota, Metazoa, Chordata, Actinopteri, Cypriniformes, Danionidae.